Ilex paraguariensis (yerba mate) is the source of this 705-nucleotide messenger RNA. The record is from the annotation of a GenBank genome assembly. NCBI's taxonomy places the organism in Eukaryota, Viridiplantae, Streptophyta, Magnoliopsida, Aquifoliales, Aquifoliaceae.
AUGGGUCGAACGGGGGCGAAAAUGCCUAGUUUCUGCUUAAACAGGAUUAGGCCUCAUGUUCGAGUUCGAUCACCAACUGUUCAAUCCAAAAGCCUCUCAAAUAAUUCUACAAGAACUGAUGAUGAGGUGAAGAAUGAUUCUGCUGGCAAUGUUGGAGAAGAAAAAGGUGGUGAUUGUGCAAAACCGCCACCGGUGAUGACUAUUGGCCGGAAAAUCAUGAUUGUUGUUGAUUCGAGCCUUGAAGCUAAGAAUGCACUGCAGUGGGCAUUGACUCACACUGUUCAGAACCAAGAUACAUUGAUUCUUCUCUAUGUUAGCAAGCCUUCUAAGCAAGGUGAGGAGUCCGUCAAGGAGAUAGCUCCAAGAGUUUCUGAAUUUCUCUGUUCUAUGAAGAAGAUGUCUCAACUGAAGAGACCUGAGGUACAAAUUGAGGUUGCUGUGGCAGAAGGCCAAGAGAAAGGUCCAGCAAUAGUGGAAGAGGCCAGGAAGCAAGGGGUGGCAUUACUGGUUCUAGGGCAGAAGAAGCAGUCCAUGACAUGGCGGCUAUUGAUGACGUGGGCGGGGAAUCGGGUUAGCUGCGGGGUGGUGGAGUACUGCAUCCAGAAUGCCAGUUGCAUGACCAUUGCAGUGAGGAGGAAGAGCAGGAAACUUGGUGGUUACUUGAUCACCACCAAGAGGCACAAAGAUUUCUGGCUCUUGGCUUGA